Molecule: messenger RNA, 10438 nt
Organism: Labrus bergylta (ballan wrasse)
Lineage: Eukaryota; Metazoa; Chordata; Actinopteri; Labriformes; Labridae
Source: RefSeq, a predicted model, not a curated record
GCUUCCCUUACGAGAAGGUGAGAGAGCGCACUCUCUACCUUCAGGUGUUGGACUACGACCGCUUCAGCAGGAAUGACCCCAUUGGAGAGGUGUCAAUCCCCCUUAACAAGGUGGAAUUGGGCCAGAUAAAGACCUUCUGGAAGGAGCUCAAGCCCUGCAGUGAUGGAAGUGGGAGAAGAGGAGACCUGCUGCUGUCUCUCUGCUAUAAUCCAACUGCCAACACCAUCACUGUGAACAUCAUUAAAGCGCGCAAUCUCAAAGCCAUGGAUAUCGGGGGCACCUCAGAUCCAUAUGUGAAGGUGUGGCUGAUGCACAAGGACAAGCGUGUAGAGAAGAAGAAGACAGUAACGAUGAAGCGCUGUCUGAACCCCAUUUUCAACGAGUCUUUCCCCUUCGAAGUGCCCGCCCAUGUGCUGAGGGAGACCACAAUCAUCAUCACUGUCAUGGACAAGGACAGGCUCAGCCGCAACGACGUUAUAGGAAAGAUCUACCUAUCGUGGAAGAGUGGGCCAGGGGAGGUGAAGCACUGGAAAGACAUGCUCGCUCGACCGCGUACUAACGUGGCCCAGUGGCACGCUCUCAAGGCCUGAUCGCACUGCCCAGCUUCCUCCAUGGCCCCUUCCCCAUCUCCUACUCCCCCUCCUCCCUUGCCUCCUCCUCCAACUCCCGUCCUUAUGCACAAGACUGACUUGCUGCCAGGCUGCGAAACACGGGUACAAUUAGCCAUCUGCUCUCUUAAACCUUUAAACUCUUGUGGUUUUCUUUCAAACUCUUCUGUUUCCUCCUCGUCAUACAAACGUGUCUUAAUUUCUGCGUCCCACCACUUUGCCAAUGGUCCCCCUGUUUCUGACUGUCUGUGUGUCUGUCUUUCCUUAUGCACUUUGCCUGUGGAGGUCUGAUUUUCAGUUUCUUUGUCGGCCCCUUGAUUCUGAACUGCACUGCAGCCCCUGACCCAUUUACGGUGCCAGUCCCAUGGGAUCACAGAGAAUCUUAAGUAGUGGUCUAAUCUCGUAUAUUCUUAUUGUAUGACUAUUCCAGGUACACAAUACUAUACAGUAUGUACUAUAUGUACAUAUACAUAUGAAUAUAUUAGGCGUAGAGAUUGGCAGAAGUCCCCCUAUACAAAAAGUCGUAUACAGUAUGUUAUUCAUAGCUUGUCUGCUGGUUCCUUCCUCUCUGUCUCCUCAUUUGUCUUCUCCUCCUCGUCAUCCGUCUGAAGUGUACGAUAUCCCUCUCAAAUUUCAAUCCUUCCUUCUUUUACUCAAAAGUGGUUUAAUGUUCAGGCUGAAGUUGUCGAAAGCAAUCAAUACCUGGUGUGUGAAACCAGCUGAACUCAAGAUGGAGUUGUUGAUACUGCUGUCUCUUCUCUCCCUCCUCUUUUUUCUUCUCUAGACCCUUCUUUAUCUCCCCCCCCCUUAUUGUUCCCUCUUUCUCUUCUUCUGGCACAAUAUUAGUGGAUUCCCCCUCGCUCGCUCUCUGGACUCUUUUCCUGUGCCCCCCCUUGUCGUCUGUGUGCUGUGGGUGCUGUGCUGUAGCUCCAACAAAAAUAGAGAUUAAAAAAAAUUAAAGAAACAUCUAACUGAACUUUCCAAAGCUGGGAAAGCUGGGAACACUACAAACUUGGGAAAAGGAUCGCUCCUGAUUUUUCCAGACAUAAAGCCCUGACACGGAGAGAGAAAAAAGAAGAUGAAAAAAAAAAAGAAAAAGAGGAACAUGACAAACAAAUCCCCUCUGAUCGAUGAUGUCAUUUUUCACAGCAUCACCAACUGAGGAAACCAAUUUAAAAUCUUCUUCCAAUGUUAAGAUAAAAAAAAAAAACAGAAGCAAAUGGUGUGUGUUGUUUGUGCACAUGCACACUUCUGUAUGUUUAUCGAUGCUUCAGAUCCUUUGUUCUGCCCUGUGCUCUUGUUUUGUGCUGAUGGGGAUCGAUCUUCUCCAGUUUGGACUGUAUGGUGUGCUGCAUAAAUGUGCGCCUGUGUGGGUGUGUGUUUGUGUGUAUGCGUGCAUGUUUUCCAGGGGCAACGGAAUCCAGACUAGGCAGAAAUCCUCUUCUCUUUUCUCUUUCUCAUCUCUUCUUGCUCUUCUUACUGCCAUUGUUUCCCCAUCCUCCUUUACUGCCCUGCCUUCUGAACGAGGGCACGGGGAAGUUCUCUCUGCACUUUUUUAAAAUGUAAUAACAAUAAUAACGCUGAUGAUAUUUUUGAUGAUGAUUACAGUUCUGGUGAAAAUUAAGGGAGGAGAGUCUGAAAGGGUGAGCAGCUGUUGGGGAGAGGAGACAUUCGCUCUGUGAUUUCAGGGUUUGGAGAUGAAGUGGAGGGCACAGAGGACGGGUGUAGGGCUCUCAUCCUCCUCUUUUCGUGCCUCUGUUUGUCCUCGACGUACCUGUGUACGUUUCCGUGUGAGAGUAUGUGAGUGUUGGAGCACGUGAGUGUGUGUCGGCUACCAGACUCCCUGCGGCAGGCUGUUAGUGUCUGAAAUGUCAGACGAGGAUUGAGAGAUCAGGCUUGUGUGAUCAUCACAUAGAGAGGCCGGACAUCACAUCAAUGCUGCUGCACAAUGUGCGCCUGGAUCAUGAGUCUGUGAUGCUUAACAGUAAGAAAAUUGAAAGGAGAAAAAAAAAGAUAAGACUUUUCCUGAAACUACGAAUGGCCGUAUAUUUCUGAUGCUGGGUGUGAUAUUAGACGAUGUUUUGAUUUGCUGCUAUGAGAUACUGUAGAAGCAGAUUAGACAUUAGCUCUACACUGAGAGCUUAAGAGCACCACAGUGUUCUGGUAGCUGGUAGACUAAUAUUUCUGUAACAUAAAUAAAACAGUCAUAAAGCAACAACAUGAAAACCGUCAGCCAUUAAGAGCUGCUCACACUCACUCACUCUCUCUCUCUCUCUCUCUCUCUCUCUGUGUUCUCUACUAAUGUCUCUGUCAGUCUAUCUGGGUUUUUUACAUUCAGAAAGUCCUGUGAAGCUUAAUCCUGUCAGCUAUUCAGGAAUUAUUUUAGUGAAGCAGCUUCUAAUUGAGUAUUUAACCUUGAGACAUCUUUAUAAUUUGAAUAGCUUAGCAAGCAAAUAUAAUCACUUAUUUGGACUUCAGUCGAAGCAUCACUGCCUCUGUUACUGCAUCAUCUUUAGUUUAUGCUAACUCAAAUGCAAAUUCUUUGACAUUUUUUCUUAUUUACUUUGUUUUGAUUUUUUCGAGAAGCCAGAUCACCAGAUCACCAAAAGACAGAUUAUAGUUCUAGUCUAAUCUGCACCAGGCUAGUCCUCGUCUGGAGUCGGUGUGAGCCAGUCUGGUGAGCACACUGUGUCCCGGGUAGUGUGCUUCUUCGUGUGUGGACUCGGUCCUGGCUCCUUGUGAUGCACUGAUCCGGUCCAGCACCCUUCAGAACAAUUGGCCAGCCGUAAAACGGGGCCCACUGUUUUGACAGCCACUGCCUGCGGUGUCACAGCACAUUACACUCCCAUUAGGUGGUCUAAAAGGAGCAAUAUCUGCUUCCUUGGACCGGGGCGACUCACUGUUUGCAGAGGUAACGCUCGCUAAUAAUAAUACAAAACAUGGACACUCUCAUUAGUAACCACGAGGAUGAUGGAUGAGGAUAAUGGCCCGUCAGUCAGAGUGAGGAAAAUAAUUAGGAGGCGAUGGUUUCUGAAGCUCUAAAAACAAAUCGUGGUUUGAAUUCGCAGGUGUGCAGAUGAUGAGUCAGCAAAAUACCUCUGCCAGUUUCUUUCACCAAGAUUACAUGUUGCACAGGCAGUGAUAAAUUGCUGUGCUACAGGAGUUUACAAAGCUUAGUCAUCAGUGACCCUGUAAACUGGAGGAUAUGGUGUUAUUUUUAGUAACGUGGUGCAGAGUGCGAUGGAGCUGAUCCUCUAAGGUAAACUGGAGGCUGCAGGGCUACAGGGUUAGGCUUUUAAAACUAACAACACUGAGUGCUUACACAGACUGCUUCAUAAAUUCAAAUGUAGCGCUUUGAUUAGACAGGAGGCUUUCUAUGAGUGCUGUUUUAGAGUACAACAGCACUGGGACUUUAAGAUAUGUAUAUAUAUAUAUAUAUAUAUAUAUAUAUCUCAAGAUGUUCUGAAUACCACUUAUUGACAUUAGCUAACACUUUGGAUGAUCAAACUGGUACAUCACAUGUUACACAUCACAAAUGCAAUGAAAACAAGAAACAACUGACUCUGUCUUCAAUGGUAGAUUGAUGAUAGAUGGGAACUUACAGAUAAUUCAGCAAAAUACAAAGUUUCUCUUCUGUAGUUACUUCAGUGUGUUGAGUCAUUGAAACAGUUUAGGGAUUUACUUUACUUUACUAUUUCUUAGCAACAGUCCAGUCCAUGUCAAAUUGCAGAACAGUUGGUGUUGAUGGAGCGAAAUAAAUUCUGAAAAACACAAAAUACACAUCUGUUGGUAGAAAUCUUUAUUUAUAACUGUAUAAACCGCUUAUAGGUCUGCCUAACUGCAGCCAGGUGUCCAUUCCUGGAUCAUAGCCGUGCUGAUAUUCAGUACAUCAGCACUCCCGCUAAUGUACUUCUGCUAAAUAAAACAAAAAUAUGAAUAUUUAUCAUAAAUAUUUAAAAAAACAAAUAUGAAUAUUAAAGUAUCUUGCAGUUAGCCAGUGACACUGAUAAAUGCAGUUACAACACAUUCUAAAGCAGCUCUAGCAUUAAUGUAUAAUAUGAAACGAUGUGGAUUGACUCGAGUUCAAGCAACUAAUUCUAUACACUUAAGGAAACACAGAAACACAAAAUUCAUCACAAAGUAUCCAGAAAGUGGCACACUCCUUCAAACAACCAGUAGUCCAUAAUCUUCUGUCCUCUUACUGCCAAACUGCAACAACAUUAAAGUGGAUGGAAAGCUCAGUGCCAAACAGUACAAAGCAGAAAGCAAUUUCUAAAUCCCACUUUUAUUAUACUGCCACCUGUCUCACACCUCCUAACGUUCUGCGUGUUGUUGGCACCGGAUCUCUCAGCAGUGACCUUCAACUACACUGUGCUCAUGAAUACAGUCAGGCAAUGCUGCAGAUGUUCCCAGUCAACACUUUUUCAUUUCAGACUAACUCUGUAUACUGUCUUUUCUCAUGGUUAGCCUCAGCUAAGUCUUUCAUUAGUUUUCUCUGAUGAAGCCAACUGGUUCCUGCAGGUGUGGAUGAUUACUGUUCAAUUAAAAAGGUUUCCCUAAAGACGACGGACACAGCCCACACUGCCCCACCACUUUGCCACUGAAUUAAAGCCUGUCAAAAUGGACUUUGGAGUUAUGUAAAUGAUACUUUUUCCCCAAUUUGUUUGAUUUUCCUCGAGCUAUUGUUGAACCUUUUAGUGACUGCACCAUGCAACGUUCUAAUUUAUCAAAGGCUGUGCAAUGCAUUGUGGGCUUUGUUUUCAGUGGACAGGUACAUUACAAAGACACUAGGGUUAUAAAAAUGCAUUAUAGCACUGCUCGGUGUGAUAUCUGUACAAAAUGUAAUUCAAUUUUCACUUUAGACUGCAAGCCCUGUGAUUGGUCCACUGGGUAUUGCACGGUGUGGUAGGAGUGAGCUCACUGCAAACAGAAUAAACACAGCCUCAUUUGAAUGCAUUCAGUGGAACGUAAAAUAACUUCCUCUGAAUGACUAAAUAGUAAAUACAGAGUAUGUCAGGAAGCCAUGGUUAUAAAGAAACCUGUUAAACAUCAGCAUACAAGCACUAAGAAUGGGAACAUGUUAGAAUUUUGUCAUUUAAAUGAAAACAAAGGAACAUAAACCGUAUUUCAGAACAGCUAGCAUGGUUGUAAACCCUUAAUGAUGUUAUCGCUUUUGUUAUCGGAUUAGUCAGCAUUUUUUCUUCUCCCCUCACCACAUUAAAACUCUAAUUUGUUCAAUAUUUUUGGUUUAGUCCAAUUACCUGUAAAACAGCCUCAGUUUCAUUGGAAGUUUUGUACAAUUUAACAAAUGUUCGCACGCUCAAAGGCUGAAGCCCACCUCCUGGAAUUUAAUCUUCUCUCAGAUGUUUAUUCAAUUGUGUAUCUUGCCAAAUGCAUCAUUGUCACCAGCAGACUUCCACUCUCAGUUAUUGGCUGAAGGGGUCACACCUGUUUGCCAGAGGAUUAGUAAGAUAUUCUUUGGAGCCUGAUGGUAUUGUUUGUCCUUGUCAUACUCUCAGCCCCUUCCUUAUUCUGCAGUGAUAGUUUCCCUUGAUGGAGAGGCGUUAUUUAAAGACGUGUGUCAAUGACUCACUCUGUUGGAAAGGUGCCUGCUUUGCUGUAGUUUGUGCAAUAUUAAAUCAAGGCUACACAGUGCUCUAGGUGUGUGUGUCUUUGGAUUAAAAUCAGGCUGUAGUAAUCUCAUCCUGGAGGGACUGCAGCUGCGGUUUUAUUCUGCUGAAUCAUAUUAUGACGGCUGGGUCAGCACAGGAGUCGCCUCGCUCACCUUCCUCUUUUGUCCAGUCAGUGGUUGUGUGAGUCUCGCCCGGCACAGACGGACCUCCCCUCCCCCCGACUCACCCUUUCAAUUGUUUUAAGCAUCCGGUGAAAACAACCUGAUGUGACUCCUCCCAAUCAGGGUUAAAGUAAGCAUUAUUUGAAUGGUAACAAAAUGGUUAUGAAAAACAAUAAUGAGUAAUAAUAUCUUUUUCUCUUUCUGUUCACAUUUGACUGUUAGUCAGUGUGUAUGUGUGUGUGUGCUUGGUGUUCUUGUGUUGGGUUUAUUUAUUUACAAAAAUGUGAUAAGAAAAUCCUUCUGUUUUUGAAAAACUUUAUGUAAAUAUUGUUGGUGAAAAUUAACAUAUGUUGUACGCCAAGUUUUCAUUUGUCACUUGAAAUGAUGAAGAAAACAAUGAUAUUCCUGAAUAACGAUGGUGAUGUUGAUGAUGCUGAAGCUGAUUAUACCUGCCCUUCUUGAAUAAGGGCUUUUGAUGUCCGCUGUAUUUUUGUUGGAGGCGCUGUGAGGUUGCGGCAAGAGAGAUACAAAGGGAAGGAGUGAUACCCAACACAUCCCGGGCCCACUGUAGCAACACUGCCACAUCCCUCUUUAACCCCCCUUACACCUCCAGGUAAUAGACCUAGAGAUAUGUGACAUCAAUUGUAGCUUAUGUUCUUUAUGUCACACAAUAUCUUUAUAUUUGAACUACAAACAUGAAAAAAAGAAGCUCCCCCAGCUCUUUGAGAGGACUGUUCUCCUCCCUGUGGAGUCAGUCUGCCCCGGUCGCUUGGCAUCACAUCUCACCCUGUCUGCUCAUAGGCACAGGGAUUUACUGUAAUGCCAUUGUGUUAGACAGGAUUGGCCCUGUACUGACACUGAUGAUGCCUUCCUCAUUGAAUUUGGAGUCAUUAUUGCUCUGCUGGAGGCCACACAUGGGGACGGGCAUGUAUUGGGGGAGAGAGUGGAAGGACGCACAGCAUCCUUCUGACCUCUUAAAAGACGAUUUGCAUGCUUGUGGUUCAGCCUUUUUUGGGGGGAGGGGUGGGGGGAGGGUUAGACUUAUGAUUAAGCACAACUGACUGCCAUGAACUCACCAAAUAAUAAACCUGUCGUCUGCUUAGUCAGACAUUUGUAAGAACUCUCCAACUCCGAGCAAGAAAAAUCCAGGAUUAAUGCAAGAGCCAGACUAUGAAUGGCCAUUUCACAGACAACGAGGAAAUCAGGGUUUUUAAUCGUUUCAAAUGCAGCAAUGAAGAUUAAUCUUUCCAAAAUGUCCAAAAUAUGCCCUGUGCCUUGUCAGCAGGCAUGCAUUCAGCCAACUGCCACAUCCAAAAACAACAAAAUGCACAGGGCUGUAGUCCAGUUUUUCCCUCUGCAGGUGUCUGGACACCCACUCCCCCAUUUUCAAUGUGCCGUAUGUUUCCGACUGGGAGUGUGUACAGCGCAGGGAUGGAGUUUAUCAGUUUCACUCAGUUUUACUUUUAGAACCGUCUCCAGCACAGACGUCAAACGGUACAGCAGAUACUCCCUGCAGUAGUCUGCAGGAAGGACACAGGAUACGGUCCUGUCUCAUUUGUAAUACCAUCCUUCAGACGGAUUCUCAAGAUGAAAAUAUAAACACACACACAAACACACACACACACCCUCCAUCUGUCGUUUAUCGAUGCACUGAAAAUAAAUAUUCCUUCUUUUUCUUCCCCUUAGACCAGGUCCUUCAGAGUAUUUUUCUCUCCUCCUCGCUGGUUGUAAAUAGACUUUGAGAUUCAGUUAGAGCAUCCUCUAACUCCUGCCAUAAUGUGGGCAUCUUGAAUCAGGUAGGUAAUAAGCAAUACAUGUAAUUGAUCUAACGCCAUACAGAGAAAAUUUUACUCACCGAGUCUGAUUGUGACUCUGAUUUGCGUUGGGGGAUGUCGAGGGUAACACUCCUGUUUCUUCACCUCCUUUCUCCACUUGCCAUGGCUCACCUCUUCAACAAAGAGUGCUCUAACUUAAGACACACAAUUGUGAUGUGUACAAUCUAAUUUAAUGUAUUUAUUUAUGUAUUUUUGCCAACUUUGUAUAGUGUAUAAAUAUCUAUAAAUAUAUGAAAAAUGACAGUACUGUAUAGAUUUUAGCUGCCUGGUAAGGUUAAUAGUAUAUACUUGGUAGACUAAAAGAAAAAGCGUAGAGCUGUUCAAAAGCCAGUCAUUGAGAAAAUGCUUUCUGUCAAACCUGGUGCCACUGGCCUUUUUUAUAAUCUAGGUUUCGUUUCUGGUUUUACUUUUUUUUUUCCUUUUUUUUUAAAUUCUUGCCAGUGGGAACCAAAAGUGUGUGUUGUUCUUUUUUCGUCCGUUCGUUUGUUUAAUCGGUUGGUUGGUUGUUUUUUAAUUUAUUUUUUUUGCCUUGACAAGACACAGCGAGAUUCUGGCAGCCAGGAGAGUGCAGUGGAACGCAGACCGGGACCCUGUGCAGUAGUGUGUAUGUGUGUGCGUGUAUGUUCGGUGUGUGUCCGUCCAUAGUAGUGCUAGUGCUCUCUGUGCAGUGCCUCCCUUCUCCCUUCUCUCUCUCUCUCUGAUGUAGUUUGUCAUGUGAUGCAGAGUGUGUUAAGGUACAGGAUGACUGUUCACUGAAGCCGGCAGAUGCCCUCUUUCUCUCUUUCUCUCUCCCUCUCUUUCUUUUGCUCUCUCUCUCUCUCUCUCUCUGUCUGUCUGUCCAUGUCUCCUCUGCUUCUUCAUUACAACUCUUCAUUUUAAUCCUCCACCAUGUAUAGAUUUCCACUUCCUCUUGCUCGAUCGUUCAUUUACUCCCCCAUUCAGCUGGUAAUGUGUACACCAGCAGGGUCUAAUUUUCCAGUAAUCCAUGCUUUCUCAUCUAUCUGUGAUUUUUUUUUUUUGUCCAUUAGCAGCUCUCAUCCGUCAUUUUAGAGCCCCCUUAUUUUGUCCUGCAAACCUCUGCGGACUGGAGGAGGAUUUAGCACACACACACACACACACACACACACACACACACACACACACACACACACACAAAGAAAGAAGAUCCUCGCGGUUUAUGCCUGGUCAUAUCUUUUAUAUUUUUACUUUAAUCUGUCUCUUUCUUCUGUCUCUGGAGGAGAAGGGCAGCUGCCGGCUCAGCUCGCAGAAACACAAAGCAGCCAUAUUCAGAUGUCAAGCACAGAACUGUGACUCAAAUAUCCGUUGUGGUGGCAUCAUUGCCGCCAUGUUUGUAGCAAGAGCAAGGGAAUAGCCUUAAAGAUUGGACAAACUACAUGUAAAAGAAGUGGGAUAUGUGCAUUUUGUAGUGGACUAUGAUUGCCUUCCCUUUUCCCACACCAGAUUUAUUACUCAGUAUUCUGAUGUGUUGCUUGGUUGCUCUGUACAUAUCUGUGUAGUACUUCUGUUGAUGUCCCUGUAUUAGUAUAGUAAUGGGUUCUUACUGGGCGACCUUUGCAGAAGUCUGCUCCCUCCUGUCUCAUCUCAUUUCCUCAAAAACUUUAGACAUUCCAUCUGAAUCUCAACUUGAGAAACAUUUUAAAGAUGAUUCGGUUUUUCAUGUAGCCUGGGAGCAAAAGGACUGAGUCACAGACAUUUCCGCUGGAGCCAUGAUAAUAACCAGGACGACUUGUCUGUGUUCACGUCUAACUAACAGACUCGGUGUAAAGACCCUGACAUGUGCCUCUCUGCUCCUCUAAACCCCGCCUCCAUACUGCUACCUCACCUGACUCUGAGAGGUCAGCGGGUCACCGACUGGUUUAGGGAGCCUUCGACCUGCAGCAGGUGAUGGUGGGUGAGGAGGUGGGAGAGCCCUUUGAGGUGGCAGAGAGGCAGCACGGUCUCACCCUGGGUCAGGAGGGGAGGGAGCAUGGGUGUCUCAAGGUCACACCCAGUAGCACUUCGGUUUUGCGUUCCAUGUUUUUUGAAGCCUCUCCUGUUUUUUGGCCUAGCGGACUGUGAUCUUACUGGUUGAUUUUUCUCGUUCUCCUCCACCCAUCAGUGUUAUAAGAGUAUGUUGGGUGGGUGGAGCCAUGGAGCUGAGCUCUGAUUUUGUUCCAUAUUAAAGAAUCAUUUUUACAACA